ACUAUAUAGUUACAUAUUGAUUAUCUACGUUUCUUCCUGUUCUUCAUAGUGUGUCUCUCUCUCUAGUUUUCUCUCUCUCAUAAACACACACCUACACACAUAGUAGUUGACAAUAUAUUCAAAGUAAUAUAUCCAUCCAUGAGGAAACCUAGUCAUGUUAAGCAAUUAGACACAAACAAAGGAGCAUGGUCGAAGCAUGAAGACCAGAAGCUCAUUGAUUAUAUCCAAAAGCAUGGUGAGGGUAACUGGCGCCUGCUCCCUCAGGCUGCAGGAUUGCUUCGUUGUGGCAAAAGUUGCCGGUUGAGAUGGAUGAACUAUCUGAGACCAGACCUAAAAAGAGGCAACUUUGCUGAAGAUGAAGAUGACCUUAUCAUCAAGCUCCAUGCUCUCCUAGGAAACAGGUGGUCACUUAUAGCUGGAAGAUUGCCGGGGCGAACCGACAACGAGGUGAAAAAUUACUGGAAUUCUCACCUAAGGAGAAAGCUAAUAAGAAAUGGGAUUGAUCCUGAUAACCAUUCCUUGAAGCAACAUCUCCAACCAGUUGCAUCACAUGAAAAUUCAAAAGACAAAUCAUGUGCAACCGCGACUCUUGAAGAAGAGAAAACAUGUAAUGGAUUGCCCGAUUUGAACCUUGAUCUUGGCUUGUAGAUUCUCAUAUAUGGAAGAGAGGCUGAGAAACGCGCAGUGUCUACUAAUUAUAACUAUAUAUAUAUGCAAAUGAAAUUGUCAAGGGCUGCUCAUCUGCUUGCCUUGCUUCUUCUAUAUUUUAGAUGAUUAGAGGCUUGGUUACAUGCAUAAUUACCUCCAGAUUCAUCAGUACUUUGUGCACAUAUAUAUAUAGUUACUGAUGAUUUCAAUAUGUGUGAGAAUUUCUAGUCACUAUUCUUAGGGCUUAGCUUUGUGACAUUGAUGAGGUCCCAAUUAAGGAAUGAAAUUGUGAGAGACAUCUAGUGCAUGGUCACAAAGUGAGACAUAAAUUUGCGAUGCAUGGUGCAGUCUUGUAACAGAAACUAUAUAUGAUUCUAUAUAAAGUGUGUUCGAUCUGUAAAUUGUAAAUUUUUAUGUUGAUAUUUGUAUCAGUUGUGAAACUAGAAGUGACGAUAUUUGUAUUGUCCUUGUGAACGUACUCUAAUGUUUGAAUUUAUAUAUAUUUUUUCUCGGAAA
This is a messenger RNA of Cornus florida, 1164 nucleotides long. RefSeq names its product myb-related protein 308-like. The record is from RefSeq and is a predicted model, not a curated record. The coding region runs from base 139 to 648 and encodes 169 amino acids. NCBI's taxonomy places the organism in Eukaryota, Viridiplantae, Streptophyta, Magnoliopsida, Cornales, Cornaceae. The transcript is spliced from 3 exons.